Rubroshorea leprosula is the source of this 2180-nucleotide messenger RNA. NCBI's taxonomy places the organism in Eukaryota, Viridiplantae, Streptophyta, Magnoliopsida, Malvales, Dipterocarpaceae. The record is from the annotation of a GenBank genome assembly.
AGCAGUUAGGGAAGAGUUGUGGGCUAAUUUACAACAAAAAGCCACAACCAAAAAAUUAGAAAAGGAGAUGUUUAUAUCUAGUUGUGGUACUAUUAAUCUUGAAGAGGAAGAACUUAUGCCAAGAGAAUCAACUCUAUCUAUUGGUGGUAGAAGUAAAAAGACCAAAAUUGGGCAACACAAAGGCCGCAUAGAUUUGUACAUAUACAAAAAACCUGAGGAAAUUCUCAAAAAGAGAAAGCUUGAAAAGUGUAGGCAAUCUUCUAUAAAAGAUUCUAACAAGGAUUUGAGGGUUGAAACAAUUCAAUACAUUGCUCAGUUCUUCUAUCAAAAUGGCAUCUCUUUCAAUGUUGCUCGUUCGGAAAGUUUCAAGCUAAUGGUAGAAGCAAUUGGACAAUAUGGAAAAAAUCUCAAACCUCCUAACUACCAUGAAUUGAGGGUUUCAUGUUUAAAUAAGGAGUUGGUGUACACUAAAAAAUUAAUGGAGUAUCAUAGGAAACAAUGGUCAAGAUAUGGGGUCACUAUUAUGUCCGAUGGAUGGACGAAUAAGAGGCAAAGGAGUAUAAUCAAUUUUUUGGUUAAUUCUCCUGCUGGUACAAUGUUUGUAAAGUCUAUUAAUGCUUCUGCUUUUGUCAAAACCAGGGAAAAGUUGUUUGAGUUGCUUGAUAGCAUUGUGGAGGAGAUUGGAGAAGAACAUGUAGUUCAACUUAUAACAGAUAAUGGGAGCAAUUAUGUUGUAGCUGGUAAAUUAUUAGAAGAGAAGAGAAAGCACAUAUUUUGGACUCCAUGUGCAGCACAUUGUAUUGAUCUUAUACUAGAGGACAUUGGAAAGAUUUCAAAGGUUAAGAAGACAAUACAAAAAGCAAUAAGUCUUGUUGGGUUCAUCCACAACCAUUCAAGCACCUUAAACUUAAUGAGGCGAUUCACUAACAAGACUGAGUUGGUCCGAUAUGGGGUGACACGGUUUGCUACGAAUUUUCUUUCAUUACAAAAUGUGUACAAGCAAAAGGUCAACCUUCGAAAGACGUUUACAUCUAAUGAAUGGACAAGUAGUAAGUUGGCUAGAGAUGCCAAAGGAGUAAAUGCAGUAAGUACAGUAAUUGCUGCUUCAUUUUGGAAUAAUGUGCUAUAUACUCUAAGGGUUAUGGGUCCUCUUGUGAUUGUUUUGUGGCUUGUUGAUAGUGAAAGUAAGCUAGCAAUGCCUUAUAUUUAUGAGGCAAUGACCAAAGCUAAGGAUUUCAUUAAGAGAUUGCAAAAUGAUGAUGAAAGCAAGUACAAGGAAAUCUUUGAAAUUAUUGACAAUAAACGAGAAUGCCAACUUUAUCGAUCGUUACAUGCAGCAGCUCAUUACUUAAAUCUUGCAGUCUUUUAUAGUACUCCAAAUAUGGAUUUGGAUUUGAGACUAACUGGUGGAUUGAUGGAUUGCAUUAAGAAGAUGGAGCUUGAUGUUAAUUUGCAACUCCAAAUAUAUGAAGUCCUAAUUUAUAAUAGAGCUCGAGGUCGAUUUGGUGAUGACUUACCAAUUAAAUCAAGGGAUUCGAAAUCACCUGAUGAGAUUGAUCCUAUUGUUCUAAAUGAGAUCGAUUUCGAUAAUGAGUGGUUGGUUGGAGAAAGUGGUGAAGUUGAAGAUGUUCAUAAUGAUUCGGUUUUUGAAAAUGAUAAUCUAACUUGGGGUGAUGUGAAGAGAGCAUCAGGAGCAAGAGAAAUUAGAACUUACACUAGGGGACAAGCAAAAAGAAAUGCCACUGCAGCCUUGACCUCUCAAGUUCCAACGUUAACUUUUAGAACUCUAAUCACAACCUCUAAUAUUGAUGCAGUUUAUGCUACUAGAAUUAGUGAAGAGGCUCAUACUUUAUUAGAUCUUGAAAAGUCAGAGGAGGAAGAAGAGGAGUUUGAGCCUGGUGGAACAAGUCAGAAAAACAAGGAUGAUGAUGAUUUAGUAGCUGAGCAAGAAGAAUUAGAAGCAGAAGAGAGUGAUGAGGAUUAUUAGACUUUUGAAUGAUUUUUUGUUUUAAAGUUCUAUUAUCUGAUUUUUUUUCUGAACUGAUCUUGUCUGACUUUUGUACUUUUGAAGUAUUUUAUUGUUUUGUUUGAUUAUUAUAAACUAUGAUUUUUAUAUGUUGAGGCUUGAGAAUAUUGUUUUUUAUAAUUUUUGAUAAUUUUUAUAAAUUCUUAGGUCAUUU